Messenger RNA from Cydia splendana, 1770 nucleotides. RefSeq lists its product as uncharacterized. NCBI's taxonomy places the organism in Eukaryota, Metazoa, Arthropoda, Insecta, Lepidoptera, Tortricidae. The record is from RefSeq and is a predicted model, not a curated record. Bases 159 to 1253 code for a protein of 364 amino acids. The transcript is spliced from 10 exons.
AGCCUUGAGCCAGUCCCGCGCCACCCACCGCCGCGCGCGCACGGCCGCCAUCUUGGAAAACUCCCCGAAAACGCUCCGGAACCGCUAGUGUUUGUGCAGUUGUGAAGGAUAUGUGUACUCUGAUCUAAAGUGAAAAGUGAAAAAGUGUGGUGAUCAAGAUGGCAGCUUUUAAGUUUAUGUUGUGUGUGAGCUUACUUCACGGAGUUCUUGCCAAAGGUUCCGAGUCCCAGAUAGAAUGCACGCCCGAAGUGAUGAAGGUUACAGUGCCAAUGGAUGGAGACCGCCAGCUCUCAUACCUCGACCAGCUCAAAGAGUACAAGCCAUGCAAGCCAGCUAUCGAGAAUAAUGUGGCCACGUUCAUGUUGGACCUCCAGGACCCCCAUACCUGUGGAGUCACCAGGGUGCUCAACAAACUUACCGGUAAACGCACCUUCUACCACAAGAUCGUGAUAGAAACGGCAGGCGGCCGCGAAACACACACGGUGCGGUGCGUGGCAGCUGGCAAACGCAUCGCUCGCGCCGUGGAUUUCCCUUUGGACCUCAUCGAACCUGAUGUAAUAAACAUCACGAGGAACGAGCAGGGCUACGGGCCUGAUCCCAUCCUAGCAGCGGUUGUCAAGCAAAACGGACGACAGGUCACAGGAGAGAUCUCCGUGAGCCCGGGGACACCUCUAUCCAUGGAAAUCAACUUGGACGAGAAAUCCAAGUCGGUGUACGGUCUCCUGGUCAACUAUAUGCACGUCACAGACACUGGGAAACAGCAGGAGACUAUCAUAUUUAAUGGUUGUUCCGUGGACCCGUACCUGUUUGACAACUUCAUAACGACGGACGACGGCAUGCUGUCGGCCAAGUUCAGAGCAUUUAAAUUCCCUGAUACUUCCUACGUGCAGUUCAAGGGCACCGUUACCGUGUGCCUCGACAAGUGCCAGGGGGUACAAUGCACCAACGGUGUGACGGGCUACGGUCGCAGACGCAGGUCGAUCGCCUCCGGUGAUAACUCCAACAAAGUGUACGAGGUGUCGCUCACAACCUUCAUCAAGGUCGACUGGAAGGACGGCGAGAAACAGGCAGAAGACGUCUUAGCCCUUCUCAAGAACUUAAAGGUGGCGAAUCAGCGGCUAGAAGACAAUGACGCCACUGACUCCAGCCCCAUCGUCCUAUACCCUGAAGAAAUCGUAGCUCACAGCUCCGCCAGCGCGCUAAGAUGCAGUGUACUUGUAGCUUUAAGUUUAUUAUUAGUUAUGUUCAAGUAAAAAGUUUGUACAAGCUCGACUUUUGAAAUCUAAGUCCUUGGGAAUGGUGAAAAUAAGUAAGACUAUGCUCUGUUUGCACCGAAUAUAGUCUAGUCCAUUGUGGCCUUAAAUGAAUGUAAACUAACGAUACAUCCAUUUUCUAUGGGAGGGUAAUUUUUUUUCGCGAUUUCGGGGUUGGUCCCAGUAAAAGUUGCUCAGUAUAAUCAUAUAACCUCCCCGGCAACGGGAAUGCAGUUAUUUUUUAGCCACCGUGUAGAUACAAAAAGUUGAAUCUCACUGGCGGAAAGACCGAGUCACGUAGUUUUGUUUGUUUACAUUUUUUUAAUGUGCUAAUAGAAUGGACUAUACUUAUAGGCAGUGACAAUACAUACCCUAUAGGAGCACUUGGCAUAAAUACUUAACGUGGUCUAACUGUAGGGGACUUAUAAGACGUCAGCGAUCUGGCAUUUACCAAAUGAAUAAUAUAGGAUCUACCACACCGAUUGUAAAAAUACUGAGUCAACUGAGUUACAAACUU